Budorcas taxicolor (takin) is the source of this 5472-nucleotide messenger RNA. RefSeq names its product shroom family member 4 (gene SHROOM4). Lineage: Eukaryota; Metazoa; Chordata; Mammalia; Artiodactyla; Bovidae. Gene Ontology annotation, cellular component: cortical actin cytoskeleton; apical plasma membrane; apical junction complex. The coding region runs from base 1 to 4638 and encodes 1545 amino acids. The transcript is spliced from 10 exons. Gene Ontology annotation, molecular function: actin filament binding. Gene Ontology annotation, biological process: actin filament organization. The record is from RefSeq and is a predicted model, not a curated record.
AUGGAGAACCGGCCUGGGUCCUUCCAGUACGUCCCUGUGCAGCUGCAAGGGGGGGCGCCCUGGGGCUUCACCCUUAAGGGGGGUCUGGAACAUUGCGAACCGCUCACGGUGUCUAAGAUUGAAGAUGGCGGCAAGGCAGCCUUGUCCCAGAAGAUGAGGACUGGUGAUGAGCUGGUGAAUAUCAAUGGCACUCCAUUGUACGGCUCCCGCCAAGAGGCUCUCAUCCUCAUCAAAGGCUCCUUCCGUACCCUCAAGCUGAUUGUCAGGAGGAGAAACGCCCCUGUCAGUAGGCCGCACUCAUGGCAUGUGGCCAAGCUGCUGGAGGGAUGCCCUGAAGCGGCCACCACCAUGCAUUUCCCUUCUGAAGCCUUCAGCUUGUCCUGGCAUUCCGGCUGCAACACGAGUGACGUGUGUGUGCAGUGGUGUCCGCUCUCCCGGCACUGCAGCACUGAGAAAAGCAGCUCCAUUGGCAGUAUGGAGAGCCUGGAGCAACCAGGCCAAGCCACCUAUGAGGGCCAUCUCUUGCCCAUUGACCAGAGCACAUACCCCAACCAGCGUGACUCAGCCUAUAGCUCCUUCUCAGCCAGCUCAAAUGCCUCUGACUGUGCCCUUUCCCUCAGGCCAGAGGAGCCAGCCUCUGUGGACUGUAUCAUGCAAGGCCCAGGGCCAACUAAAGCCCCUAAUGGUCGCCCUAAUGUGGUUGAGACCUCAGGAGGUGGCUGUCGCACCAGUGGGGGUCACCUGACUGCUAGCUCCCAGAUGUCAUCCUGUCCGCAGGAGGUCUCCCACUCAGAGCCUGCCAAGGCUGCCAGGGGUCCCCCUCAACCUCCAGUGAGGCGAGACAGUCUUCAGGCUUCCAGAACCCAACUCUUCAAUGGAGAGCAGUGCAGGGCUUCUGAGCUUAUAGAUUCCUUGCAACAGAAGGAGAAACCUAGCUUGGACACCAUGCUAUCCCCAAGGAACCCUAAUAGGUUCUGCUGCCUCAGCGGGCAAGACCAAGUGACAAAUGAGGGCCAUCAGGUCUGUGAGCUCAGCCAACCUCCUGAAUCUAGCCAGAAGGGCUCUGAGCAUCUACUGAUGGAGGCCUCAGCCAAAGCUGUCGGAGUCCCAAAAGCAUAUGACAAAACUUCCAGCAAAGGUUCCAGCCCACUCAACCAGGCUUCAGCAGAGCUAGCUAAGACUUCUUCUUUUGGCAGCUCUCCACUCCUCACAGGACCCACAGGGCAUCGCCAUAGUGCCCCUGAACAGCUGCUAGUGUCCCACUUGCAGCGUGUGCACCUCGAUACUAGGGAUUGCAAGGGGACAGAGCUCCAAGCUGGGCAGGAUGGGCAGGAGUGGACUGUAUCCCCUUUGCACAUGCACAGUAGCCACACAAGCAAGAAAAGCCCAUGUGCCCCUGCAGGAGGAACCCAGGACCAGCCGAGCAAAGAGAGAAAGACCAAGCCAGUGGAUGAUAGACCUCUGGGUUCAGGUCAUCAGAGCCCAAGCCAUUCCCCACAUGGAGAGGCUGACGGACACCAUCCAGAAAGAGGUUUCCAGGCUCCAAACAGAGCAAGCAGAGCUGACAGUGAACUGGUCAGCCAGCAGUCCUCUGGCUCCCUUGCUCAACAAACUAGGGACUGUUCUCCAACCUCUAAAGUAGCUGGCAGCACAGAGGCAACUGAGGAAGGGGACAGUGAGCCCAAGGAGUGUGGCCGGGUGGGCAGUAAGCGAAAUGGAGGGUACCGGGGCCGCUCGAUCCAAAACCGGCGGAAGAGUGAACGUUUUGCUACCAAUCUACGUAAUGAAAUUCAGAGGAGGAAGGCCCAGCUCCAGAAAGGCAAAAGUCCCUUGUCACAGCUGUGUUACACCAAGGAGCCAGUGGAAGAGACCGAGGAGACCCUGGAGAGUCCUCCACUUCCUUCCUCUAACUCAGCCCUUCUAUCUUCAUAUAAAAAACCACCAAGCCCCAGAGACAAGCUCUUCAACAAGAGCAUGAUACUCAGGGCUAGGUCUUCAGAGUGCCUCAGUCAAGCCCCUGAGGGUCAAGAAUCUAGGAUUGGCUUGGAGGGACGAGUGAGUCCUGGCCAGAGAUCUGGCCAGUCCUCUUUGAGCCAAAACACCUGGUGGAAAGCAUCUGACCCAUCCUCGUCAGACUCUGAGAAAGCCAACAUUCACCAUGGAGUCUGUGGAGGUCGCUGGAGAUGGUCACCAGAGCACAGCCUGCAGCCACAUGUGGCACUAGCCGUGGAAGGCCCUUCCAACCCAGGGGACAAGGAAGUGAAAGCGUCUGCUGUCCAAGCUGGGGAGGAAGCCAUCCUCUUGCCCUUUGCAGACAGAAGAAAGUUCUUUGAAGAGAGUAGCAAAUCCUUAUCUAUGUCUCAUUUGCCAGGUUUAACCACUCAUAACAAGACUUUUACCCAGAGACCAAAACCUAGUGACCAAAGCUUUCAGCCAAUGAGCUCCAGCUAUAGAGAAUUGAGGCGCCAUCCCAUGGACCAAUCAUAUCACUCCACAGACCAACCCUAUCAUGCCACAGACCAAUCAUAUCAUUCCAUAUCACCCCUUCAGUCAGAAACUCCCACUUACACAGAAUGUUUUGCAAGCAAAGGUCUAGAACAAUCCAUGUGCUGUAAGCCACUACACUGUGGUGAUUUUGAUUACCACAGGACAUGCUCUUACUCCUGCAAUGUCCAGGGAGCUGUAGUCCAUGACCCUUGCAUUUAUUGUUCUGGGGAAAUCUGUCCUGCUUUGCGAAAGAGAAAUAUGAUUCCAAACUGCUACAAUUGCCGGUGCCACCAUCACCAGUGCAUCCGGUGUUCAGCUUGCUGUCAUAAUCCCCAGCAUGGUACCCUCGAGGACAGCAGCUUGAAACCUGGCAACACUUGGAAACCCAGGAAGCCAACAGUGCAGGAAUUUCCUGGGGACAAAUGGAAACCAAUAACAGGAAACAGGAAGACCAGCCAGUCAGGGAGGGAAAUGGCUCAUUCCAAGGCUAGCUUUUCAUGGGCAACCUCAUUCCAUCCCUGCCUUGAGAACCCAGCACUGGACUUGUCAAACUACCGAGCAGUCUCUUCUCUUGACCUCCUUGGAGACUUUGAGCACUCCUCCAACAAAGCAGAGGAAACCUCCGUUCAUGAGGGGGAGAGCUCCCUCGCCUCCAUGCCUCGCCCGCUGCGCAGCCGUGCCUUCUCGGAAAGCCACAUCACCCUGGAUCCUCAGAGCUCCCCAGCCUGGGAGCAGCACAGGAAGGAGCUCUUCAACAAAGUUGAUGAGACCCAGCCAGAUGCUCUGGGGGCCAGGAAGAAGGCCUUUCCUCCUCCUCGCCCUCCUCCUCCCAACUGGGAGAAAUACAGGCUCUUCCGUGCAGCCCAGCAACAGCAACAGCAGCAAAAGCAGCAGCAAGAGGAGGAAGAAGAGGAGGAGGAGGAAGAGGAAGAAGAAGAGGAGGAAGGGGUAGAGGAGGAGGAGGAAGAAGAGGAGGAAGCGGGGGAGGAGGAGGAGCUGCCACCCCAGUAUUUCAGUUCAGAAACCACUGGUUCUGGUGCCCUCCAUCCUGAGGAGGUUCUGGAGCAGCCCCAGCUUCCGGCCUUUGGCCACCUGGAGGCCCCAAGGCAGGGCUCACAAAGCCUCCCAGCAGAGCCAGAAUCCUUUGCUCUACGAUCCAGUGAUUUCCUGCCUCCAGUAAGGGGCCACUUGGGAUCUCAAGCUGAAAAGGCUCAACCCCCUUGUUAUUACGGCAUUGGUGGGCUUUGGAGGACAUCAGAGCAGGAGACCACUGAUUCCAAACCAGAAGCUUUGAUGGCGGAAGAGUCCAAACCCAAACCAGCAUGGAGCCAGAGCUACUUCUUUCCUGAGGAGCAGUUCUCUUUCCUGGGCUGGGGCUCGGAUAAGCAGCACCUCAACACUGCAGGCUUCAGUGAACCCAAGACAACAGGACAAGAUUUUCAGCACUUCUCACCUCCUCAGGGGCCCCCAGGGAUCCCUACCUCUUACUCAGCUUAUUACAAUAUUUCUGUGGCCAAAGCAGAGCUGUUGAACAAGUUGAAAGACCAGCCUGAGAUGUUAGAGAUUGGCCUAGGAGAGGAAGAAAUUGACCACGAACUGGCUCAAAAAAAGGUACAGCUUAUUGAAAGCAUUGGCAGAAAACUUUGUGUCCUGCGGGAGGCCCAGCGAGGACUGCUGGAAGACAUCGCUGCCAAUUCUGCCCUUGGGGAGGAGGUGGAGGCCAACCUAAAAGCCCUCUGCAAAUCCAACGAGUUUGAAAAAUACCGUUUAUUUAUCGGGGACCUGGACAAAGUAGUCAACCUGUUGCUGUCACUCUCUGGUCGGCUGGCACGGGUGGAGAAUGCUCUCAACAGCAUUGAUUCAGAAGCCAACCAGGAGAAGUUGGUGCUGAUAGAGAAGAAGCGGCAGCUGACAGGGCAGUUGGCAGACGCCAAGGAGCUGAAGGAGCAUGUGGACCGCCGGGAGAAGUUGGUGUUUGGCAUGGUCUCCCGCUACCUGCCUCAGGACCAGCUCCAAGAUUACCAGCACUUUGUGAAGAUGAAAUCUGCUCUCAUCAUUGAACAGCGAGAGCUGGAAGAGAAGAUCAAGCUCGGGGAAGAACAGCUCAAAUGUCUCAGGGAGAGCCUGCUCCUGGGGCCCAGUAAUUUCUAAUUUCUACCAGCAGACUGCCUACACCAUCCCUGCCCCACCACAGUGGGAAGUGCUUUCAGUCCUUGUUAGCAGUUUAUUAGCAAAGUAGAUAGCAGUUAGUUAGCAGUUUGUUCCAUAUUCUCUCACUGCCCCUUAACCUAGUGGUGUUCCCAACCAGCUAAGAAGGCCUGGGGAGGCCCCAAGCUUCUACCUGAGAGAGAGCAGAAGCAAGAAGUAGGAGCUGAAGCAAAGUGUGAUCAUACAACCACACUCUUCUUCUCAGGUUGCACUGCCAAAUACUCACCCCACAACAGAACCAACAAAGUGCCUUCAUUCUUCUUUGUACUAGGAUACCAGGAGCAUCCUGCACUCACCACCCACCCAGACUUUGAAGGCUCAGAGAGCAGUUGCCCAUGCAGCUCCACUCUGUCCCAAGGCUUGUGGCCCAGACAUUUCCCAGGGAGAUCUGACUGUCUUGAGGACUUUAUCUACUACCAGCUUUAGGGUUUCACUGCAGCUUUGCAGUAGGAAGCACAGACGUAUAGAUGACAUUUAACAGAACGUGAGCAAUAGUUGAGAAUACCCAGGUACCCUGCUAGAAGGACUAUGCUUAAACAAGCUGGCUCCACUCCCACCUUCUGCAGCAUCUAACUGAGGGGUAGGAGGCCUAUUUUUAGCCCUGGCUAGUGUGGCCCUCCCCUUGUACUAAGGCUUUGACUUACCACUUCAGGUUUCAUCUUGCCUUUUCAUUACUGGGGGUUCCAAGUGCCUAUCCUAAAGGCUUCACACUAUGGGGAAUAGCUCUACUAAAGCUAUCUUCUCGAUACAUGUUUUAUUAUUGGGGGAGAGGGGAUU